UAACUUCCAAACGCACCAUGGUUUCGACAUCGAUUCCUUGUCUGUGGAUUACAUUUUGCCUUCAUUUAUGUUGUUACACGAACCCAGGAAUAGCACAAAAUACGAAAGAAGUGAUCCUGCUGGAUUCUAAAGCUCAGCAGACAGAGCUGGAGUGGAUUUCCUCUCCUCCUAGUGGGUGGGAAGAGAUCAGCGGACUGGAUGAAAACUAUACCCCCAUCCGCACCUACCAGGUCUGCCAGGUCAUGGAGCCCAACCAGAACAACUGGCUUCGGACUAACUGGAUAGAGAAGGGCGAUGCCCAGAGGAUUUUUGUGGAACUGAAGUUCACCUUGAGGGAUUGUAACAGUCUACCUGGUGUGGUGGGGACGUGCAAGGAGACGUUCAACCUGUAUUACCAGGAAACCGAGUCCGAGGUCGGUAGGAAUAUACGAGAGAGCCAGUACGUGAAAAUUGACACUAUCGCCGCCGAUGAGAGCUUCACUCAGGGAGACCUGGGGGAAAGGAAGAUGAAGCUCAACACCGAAGUGCGCAUAAUCGGGCCUCUCUCCAGACGGGGCUUUUAUCUGGCCUUUCAGGACGUGGGGGCCUGCAUCGCUCUGGUGUCCGUCAAAGUGUAUUACAAGAAGUGCUGGUCUAUCAUUGAGAACCUGGCCACCUUCCCCGACACCGUGACGGGGUCAGAGUUCUCCUCCCUGGUCGAAGUGGAGGGGACCUGCGUGAGCGACGCGGAGGAGGAGGCCGACAAUUCUCCCAAGAUGCAUUGCAGCGCCGAGGGAGAAUGGCUGGUGCCCAUCGGGAAAUGUAUCUGCAAAGCGGGAUUUCACCAGAAGGGCGACUCGUGCGAACCCUGUGGCCGCGGAUUCUACAAGUCCUCCUCCCAGGACCUGCAGUGCUCCCGCUGCCCGGCGCACAGCUACAACGACCGGGAAGGCUCCUGGCGCUGCGACUGCGAGGACGGCUACUACAGGGCCGUCUCGGACCCGCCCUCCGUGGCCUGCACACGCCCCCCCUCGGCGCCUCAGAACCUGGUGUACAACAUCAACCAGACCACGGUGAGCCUGGAGUGGAGUCCCCCAGCGGACACGGGCGGCCGCAGCGACGUCACCUACAGGAUUAUGUGCCGGAGGUGCAGCUGGGAGCCGGAAGAGUGCGCUCCCUGCGGCGGGAACGUGGGCUACUACCCGCAGCAGUCUGGAUUAACUGACACCUACGUCACCGUCCUGGACCUUCUGGCCCACGCCAACUACACCUUCGAGGUGGAGGCCGUCAACGGUGUGUCGGACCUGAGCCGCACGCAGAGGUUGUUCGCGGCCGUCAACAUCGCCACCAGCCAAGCAGCUCCCUCCCAGGUCAGCGAAGUUAUCAAGGAGAGGGUUCAGGAACGGAGCGUCCAGCUCUCCUGGCAGGAGCCCGAGCAGCCCAACGGAGUCAUCACCGAAUACGAAAUCAAGUACUACGAGAAGGACCAAAAGGAUCGUAUUUAUUCGACGGUGAAGUCAAAGUCGACCUCGGCCACGGUGAACAACCUGAAGCCCAGCACGGCGUACGUGUUCCAGAUCCGAGCCUUCACUGCGGCGGGGUACGGCACUUAUGGCCCUCGCCUGGAGGUGACGACCAGAGAGGAGGCCACAGCCACUAUUGUCUCCAGCGAGCAGAACCCGGUCAUCAUCAUCGCGGUGGUGGCCGUGGCAGGAACCAUCAUCCUGGUGUUCAUGGUGUUCGGCUUCAUCAUUGGGAGAAGGUACGCACUCGCGGGCCCCAUUGACUCCCCGCUGCUGCACUGCGGGUACAGCAAAGCAGACCAAGAGGGAGACGAGGAGCUGUACUUUCAAUUUAAAUUUCCAGGCACCAAAACGUACAUCGACCCCGAAACCUAUGAGGACCCGAACCGAGCAGUCCACCAGUUUGCCAAAGAGCUGGACGCCUCCUGCAUUAAGAUCGAGAGAGUUAUCGGCGCAGGGGAGUUCGGAGAAGUUUGCAGCGGGCGCUUGAAGCUUCCUGGCAAAAGAGACAUGUCCGUCGCCAUCAAAACCCUGAAGAACGGCUACACGGAGAAGCAGAGGCGGGACUUCCUGUGCGAGGCCAGCAUCAUGGGGCAGUUCGACCAUCCGAACGUGGUCCAUCUAGAAGGUGUCGUCACCCGUGGAAAACCUGUCAUGAUUGUGAUCGAGUAUAUGGAGAACGGAUCAUUAGAUGCAUUCCUAAGGAAACACGACGGUCAGUUCACAGUCAUCCAGCUGGUGGGGAUGCUCCGGGGGAUCGCGGCUGGGAUGAGAUACCUUUCCGAUAUGGGAUACGUCCAUCGGGAUUUGGCUGCGCGCAACAUUCUUGUCAACAGCAAUCUCGUAUGUAAAGUGUCCGACUUCGGGUUGUCAAGAGUGAUCGAGGACGAUCCGGAGGCUGUCUACACGACGACGGGCGGAAAAAUCCCGGUACGGUGGACAGCAACAGAAGCCAUCCAGUAUCGCAAAUUCACGUCCUCUAGCGACGUGUGGAGUUAUGGGAUUGUCAUGUGGGAGGUCAUGUCUUAUGGGGAGAGACCCUAUUGGGACAUGUCCAAUCAAGAUGUAAUAAAGGCGAUCGAGGAGGGCUACCGUCUCCCCGCUCCCAUGGACUGCCCACCUGGCCUGCACCAGCUGAUGUUGGACUGCUGGCAGAAAGAAAGGGCUGACCGGCCCAAAUUCGAUCAAAUAGUCGGCAUCCUUGAUAAAAUGAUUCGCAAUCCCAACACUCUAAAAACCCCUGUUGGAACAUGUACAAGACCGAUUAGUCCCCUGUUAGAUCAGAACACACCAGACUUCACCACUUUCCGCUCGGUGGGGGACUGGCUGGAAGCCAUCAAAAUGGAGAGGUACAAAGACAACUUCACGGCGGCUGGGUACAGCUCGUUGGAAUCCGUGGCGAGGAUGACUAUUGAGGAUGUGAUGAGCUUGGGAAUCACUUUAGUGGGGCAUCAGAAAAAGAUCAUGAGCAGCAUACAGACUAUGAGGGCCCAGAUGCUCCACCUCCACGGAACGGGCGUCCAGGUGUGACUGACAACGGCGCCCCCCGCAAUGGGGGCAAAGACUCAUCCAGAACAAUGCCACGGUACAACUGUGGACAAUCAUAGAAAAAAAAAUAAUGAAUACAAAAAAACAAAAAAACGAACAAAAAAAAACGUGUUGCUUCCCAUGUGUGAGUCUUACGGAUUUACGGAACUUAAAAAAAUAAAAAAUAAAUCAUUCCUUUGUUCCUUGGCGCCACUGACGAGAAGGAUCUUAACCUUUUCCCGGUCGCUGAAGAAAGGAGAAACUACCUGGACAUACAGAAUUUUCCAAUCUCUGAGGAAAUUUGAACCACAUAUCAAGAAAGGCGAAGAGGAGCGAUUUAAUUGGAGGCUUUUCAGUUUGUUCCUUUCGAACUUUGUCAUUUGUUUUCCUCCUCUAUGGCCAUAGUCAAUAUGGAUUUCACAAAAACAUUUUGCCCACAUAGAAGACGCUAUUUUGCGUGCGGUGGUGAUUUCAAUGCCAUUUUUAUUAUAGUUCUGUUUAUUCGUGUCAGCCAUAAUGAUAUGGUGUGGUUUGUAGACAUAACAUUUGUUCUCUUCUCUUUAUUUCUUUACUGUUUUUUUACUUUCAUUUGAACUUGACAACAGGGUAAAGUCUCCCAUCCAAAAUGUGGAUUAAUAUGGCUGUAUUGUUGGAUGUUUAGGCAUGACCAGUUUGUGUUGAAGCAUUCUAGGUUCUUUGAAUUGUUUGCAGUGAGAGUUUUUGCCCCAGAUUUUGCUUGAAGGUGGAAGUAAUAUCUUGCACUGCAGUUGCUAUUUUAGAAACUUGGAUGUUUGAAGCUUACAGGGGUGUUUAUAGCAUACUUAUAAAAAAAAAAGAAAAAUAGCCCGAUUUUUAAAAGGAAUCCCUAAAAUGAAAAACAGUACAGAAACAUUACAUAUACCAUGAAAAAAAAAUCAUGAAAUAUAUUUGUGAAUAUCAAAGAUAAAUGUGGAGACAUUUUUUACGCUACCACUGAAAUCAUUUCAUUUUAUUAAACAAGGAUUACCUUCUGAGAAUCCUGUUUUUUAAAUAUUUAACAAAAACACUCCACAGUUAGCACUAUAGAAAGAUUGUAUUGAAACUAAAGGGCAGAUUCAAUAUAAUGAAAAACAUUUUGCUAUAGUGAUACCUUAAGAAAAUCAGCUUAUAUUAAAAGGUAGUAUUACUUUUCAUAGUAACUUACACAUUUAGAAUUAUUUCAAAAAAUGAAAAAAAAAUGUGCAAGUCUUAUCUGAAAGCAACACUGCCUUAAGUAUUUUGUUUUAGUUUCUUUGUUUGAUGUUUGUUUUUUCUGGGUAUCAGUAAGGCAAAAAUGCUUUGUAGUUGAAUCUUCCUCAAGUUUACUUUAAGGAACAGAUUUUUUUUCCAAUAAUAUUGUGGUAUCCUACCUAGAACUUGAAUAUAUGAAAAGAAUUGAUUCUUUCGUUCAGAAGUUGAAGUGAUUAAAAAAAUGUUUGUGUGCGAUUAACAGUAUGGUUAACUCGACCAAACAGAGCAAUAAUAACUCCAGAGAAAGCAUGUCAUCUUCUGAAAUGUUGCGGUGCUAGGUUUUAUAGAUAUGCUGUAGUGUUGGGGUGCGUUCAGUCACUGAGUGGAUUUGGAGUAUACAUUGACCUUUUUCAAACAGCAGGUUGCCUGGUGAGCCUUUUGGUUAUUUAUUUAUGCGCAUCUGCUUAAACUGUCCUGGCGUUUGUGUACUGUGGCUGUAACAUACGUACAUGAAACUAGGUGUAUCAUUUUUCUCUACCCUCCCCCUUUUGAGUUUAAAGGGGCACGGUGACAGCAAACGGCCUCUGCACAAUCGUGCUCACAGCCAAUUACUGGUGCCAUCGCAGUCUUGUUUGUACAACAAAUGAAUGUGUUAUCAUUGAAUUUUGUCUUCAGAAUUGUAGUCUUUUGACAAAUUAUUUCCUUUUUUACUUAAUAUUAAGAAAAUGAUACUUGUAGGUAUUUCAAAUUGAACGACAUAAGGGGUUGUUCCGAACUUUUCAGAAUUCUGAAAAAAAAGAAGAAAAAAAGGCAUGGAUGUAUAAGCAAUAUUUUUGAGAAACAUCUGAUUUUGUUUAUGGAAAAAAAAAAAAAAACUUUGGAAGAAACGCUGAAAUAAUUUCAGAAAAAAUAGAUGGGUCUUCUCUAUAAGAAGGUGACUGUCUCUUGACGUCCUUGUAUUUUGUCAAGGAUGCGGUUUUGAGUUGACUGUAUGGGAACUACAAUAGGAAGCCAGCUUCAGAAAGCAUGCGUGCAUGCAGAAGCCACGGCGGAAAAGCUGGACUCAUCUGUGUUUAAACAUAAAAUCGACGGCUGGUCGCUUCCGCUCGAUGGCUCCUUUGUGAGAGACUCGUUCAGAAACGUGACCUGUGCCUGGACUUGUCUGUGAGCCAUUUUCACCCAUAUGGUUAACCAAACCAGGAACCCUUGGAAGUCUACCCAAUGCCCGCAAAGGGAUUUUUGGAAGCAGACCGUGACAUCUGGUCUCUGUGUCACGGGCCCGCUCUUCUCUCUGCGCAGCAAACCUCAGCAAUUGGUUCCCUGCCAGACUUUUCAAUUGAAUACCAGCAUAAACACAUUAGUCAGCAGCAACCCCGCCCCCCCCCCCCCCCCUCCUAGUCACCCCGCAUCGCUACCAAAAGGGCCAGCCGCCAUCCGCCCUUACAGGCCAGGCCGUGAUGUCAUCCCCCCGAUCCGCCCCCUCCCCUCAGGGUCUUGGUUCCUAUAGAGACAGAAAAUGGUAGGCCAGCAUGAGAUUAUAGUGUUAAAAAUACGUGGUGAGAAAAAUGACUAUAGGAAAGCGAGAAAUGUUGGAAUUUGUGGACACCCCCUUACAAGUGUGGCAGAUGUUUCCAAAGAGUAAAGCACUGUUGAUUGUGUCAGAAAGAUCGUAGAGAUCUGAGAAAAAAAAAGAAAAAAAAAAACUUUGUAUAUGGUCUAUUGUAAAACUUGUAAAUUUAAUUUAUAUUGUUGUUUUUUACACACAUUUCUCUGUAGUGAGCUCUGAAUACAUUAAAAAUGCACUAUAUUUUUCUAUCUCACUUGCAGAUUAUUGUCACCCAGAUAAUUUCAGUUGUACAUAAUUUCUCAUUUAGGACCAAAGAUGGCUAAUAGGUUUUCCAUUUUUUUGUUCGUUUAUUUUUUUGUUUUGUUUUGUUUUAGAUUAAUGUACAGUAAGAUGAAUUGUCAAUGUAUUAUUUAUUUUUCUGUGAUGAGAGUAUUGAGAUUAUUCACUGGUCAGAAGUAUUUUCCCCUCCAGCAGAACUGUAAAAUCAUUAACCUAGGCGAUUUAUUGUUACAUAGACAUUUCUUUUUUGCUUUGUAACCUUUGUAAUAGACUGUACAUAUAUUUUUGGAAAUAUAAUACAAUCUCUACUGAAAUCUUGUUUUUUCCCCACUGGAUUCUCUCACCUGAAUGCUGUUUAUUAGUGGGCUAUUUGUUGAGAGGUGAUGUCUGUUGCCUUUGGUUUCUCAUUGGGGUUUUAAAAAAUGUUAAUGGGUCGUUGCUAUGGGAUUACAAGUCACUGUGGUGUAAUCUUAAUGAAUCCAUUGGCAAUUAAGUCACCACACUAAAUCAGACUGUGUGCUGUGAAAGUUGACAAA
Molecule: messenger RNA, 6620 nt
Organism: Conger conger (European conger)
Lineage: Eukaryota; Metazoa; Chordata; Actinopteri; Anguilliformes; Congridae
Gene: epha7
Product: eph receptor A7
Exons: 17
Coding region: 18-3032 (1004 amino acids)
Biological process (GO): protein phosphorylation; cell surface receptor protein tyrosine kinase signaling pathway; axon guidance
Cellular component (GO): plasma membrane; neuron projection
Molecular function (GO): protein binding; ATP binding; transmembrane-ephrin receptor activity
Source: RefSeq, a predicted model, not a curated record